This is a messenger RNA of Frieseomelitta varia, 3395 nucleotides long. It is a transcript of the gene Ipo9, whose product is annotated as importin-9. The transcript has 14 exons. NCBI's taxonomy places the organism in Eukaryota, Metazoa, Arthropoda, Insecta, Hymenoptera, Apidae. Gene Ontology annotation, cellular component: nuclear envelope; cytosol. The record is from RefSeq and is a predicted model, not a curated record. Gene Ontology annotation, molecular function: small GTPase binding. The coding region runs from base 216 to 3296 and encodes 1026 amino acids. Gene Ontology annotation, biological process: protein import into nucleus.
AUGUUGGUGGGUCAUACAUGCAAUGGCUAAUUGCACAACGCGCGCGCACAGAACGUUUAUGUUCGUUCUACCUCCAUCGUAGAAAUUAUUUUUAAGAGAUUAAAACAAUUGGUAAUGUUAACAAGCACUUGUGUUAACAAUAGGAUAAUAACAAGAACAUGUGUUCAGCAUUUUAGAAAGUGAAGUGUAAAAAAGCUGAAGUUCUCACAAUAAGCAUGGAUGUUCAAGGUUCUCUGAGAGAAGCUUUAUAUGAGACAUUAAGUGGUAUUUUGUCUCCUCAUAGAGAGACUCGUCAAGCAGCUGAACAAAGAAUCCAGGCGUUAGAAGUUACAGAGGAAUUUGGUAUACAUUUAUCGGAAUUUGUAGUAGAUUCAAAUGGGCAUUUACCUAUUAGACAGUUAGCUUCUGUAUUAUUAAAGCAAUAUGUUGAAACUCAUUGGUCUUCUGUUGCUGAGAAAUUUCGACCUCCUGAAAUAAAAUAUGCAACAAAGGAAAGAAUAAAAGAAUUACUGCCAUUAGGACUCCGUGAAUCCAUUAGUAAGGUACGUACAGCGGUAGCUUAUGCAAUAUCAGCAAUUGCACACUGGGAUUGGCCAGAGAAUUGGCCAGGUUUGUUUGAUAUACUUGUAAGCUGUUUAAGUGGAGAAAAUGAAUAUGCUGUUCAUGGAGCCAUGAGGGUUUUAACAGAAUUUACAUCUGAUCUUACUGAUAAUCAGUUGCCUAAUGUGGGACCAGUAAUCCUUCAAGAAAUGUAUAGAAUAUUUCAAAGCGAAAAUCAAUAUUCCAUUAGAAUCCGUGGUCGGGCUGUUGAAAUUUUUACGACAAUUACAACGUUAGUUGCUGUUACAGGAGUAUAUCAAAAAGGUUUUACAGAGCAAUAUUUACAACCGGUCAUACCUAUGUUUUGUGAAAAAUUUGUCUACUGUUUACGACUGCCCGAUGGUCCAACUUGCGAUAGUGGGCUUAAAACCGAUGUUAUCAAAGCUAUAAAUUGUCUAGUUAUCAAGUUGCCUAAAUAUGUCUCAACAUUUUUACCUCAGAUGUUACCGCCCGUUUGGGAAACUUUAGUGCAAAGUGCGAAAAUUUAUCAAGAAGAAUAUGUAAACGGAAAAGGAGAUACAAGCGACAAACAAGUUGAUUCAGAUGGUGAAAUAAUUAACUUCAAUAAUUUGAUUAUUGCCAUAUUCGAGUUUGUUCAUUCUAUCGUGGAUCGUAAACGAUUUUCAAAUCUUUUGGAUAAUUUACUGCAAGAAGUGAUGUAUUAUUUAAUAAUCUUCAUGCAAAUAACAGAUGAUCAAAUCGAAUUGUGGACAACUAAUCCCAACCAGUUUGUUGAAGAAGACGACAUACUAACUUAUAAUGUUCGCAUUUCGGCGCAAGAGCUCUUAACGGUUUUAGUGAAUUAUUCUGAGGAAAAAGCGGUGAAUGCACUUUGCGAGGUUGUAACGCGUCACAUUGAAGCAACUAAUAGAUUACAAACUGCAAAUAAUGAAACAUGGUGGAAAUUACGAGAAUCGUCUAUUUUAGCGUUAAGUAAAGUAAAAGACGUUGUGGUAGAAAGACAAAAAGCUGGAAUGCUUCACUUCGAUAUUAUUAGCCUUUUAGAUACAAUCAUUUUAGCUACUUUAAAGGAUUCAGGAGCAUCGCCGUUACUCCUUGGUCGUUGUUUGUGCAUUGGUGGCAAAUACGCCGAGCUAAUGCCACCAGAGAUAAGUUCACGAUUUUUGGAAGCAACUGUUAAUGGGUUGCAGGAGAAUCAACUUUCGUGUAUUCGUAUCAGUGCAGUAAAAGCUAUUUACUGGUUUUGUAAAGCAUCAGUGGAAGAAAAUAAUAGCACUCUUGGCAAUAUUAUACGAUCUCAUUUGCCAAAUAUAUUUCAAGGAAUUUUUAGUUUAGCCAAUCAAGCAUCCACGGAAAUUUUGACACUAGUAUUAGAAACUUUGCAAGUACUUGUUUCGUUGGACAAAGCAUUUACCGCCUCAGUGGAAAAUAAAAUUUGCCCUUUAACUAUCGCUGCAUUUCUAAAGUUCUAUAGCGAUCCUGAAAUCUUGAAUCUGUGUCAAGAUAUAUUUAAAAGCUUGACACAAAAUCCUGAUUGUAUAGGACCGUUACAAACUCGUUUGGUACCGACGUUAACCAGUAUGAUGGCUGUAACACCUAUGGAUAAAUUAAAUGAUGAGAGAUGUCGAAAUGUAGCUCUAGAUGUUUUGCAAGUAUUAGUGCAAUACUCUCCUAAACCAUUGAGCAGCGCGUUGAUCGAAACUGCGUUCCCUGCUGCGUGCCACUGUAUUUUGAAUUCAGAGGACAACGAAACGUUACAAAGUGGCGGGGAAGUAAUACGGACUUAUCUAGCCGUUGCGGCGCGACAAGUGACUGUACAUCGAGACAAUGACGGUCAAACGGGUCUGCAAUAUAUACUACAAAUCGUUGCUCAGCUGUUGAAUCCGCAGUCGAGCGAGUUUACGGCGACUUUCGUCGGACGAUUGGUGACAACACUGAUUAGGAAGGCAGGAAACACAUUGGGUGAAAAUCUCGAUUUGUUAUUGAAAGCUGUGUUGAGUAAGAUGCAACGAGCUGGGACAUUGACCGUGGUACAGAGUUUGCUCAUGAUAUACGCUCAUCUCAUAAAUACAGAAUUUGAUGCUGUCCUAAAUUUUCUGUCAACCGUACCCGGUCCGACAGGACAAAGCGCUCUCGCUUUCGUACUCUCUGAGUGGGUCAGCAGACAACACCUAUUUUUUGGCAAAUACGACCGAAAGGUAGCAACAGUUGCGCUUUGCAAGAUACUGGAAUACGGUGUUACUCACGGCGACAGUCGAUUAAACGAGAUCACGGUCAAGGGAGAUCAAAUAUUCUCAGGAAAUGAAGAAGGCGUGAGGACUAGGAGUAAAGCCGAAUCACAGCCUUAUCAGUGGACCACCAUACCUGUUUUGGUGAAAAUAUUUAAGCUGAUAAUCAAUGAGUUGUCGAACGACAUCGAAGCGGUCGCCGCUAGCCAAGAGACGGAUGAUUCAGACAAUGACGACGACGAAGAUGACGGUGAGGACGCCUACUUAGAUCCAGGUUACGAAACUAUGUUAUUGUUGGGAGAAACUGCGAACGAAAUCGAGGAAGACGAGGACGAUCCGGAUUUACUGCAAGAUUCCAUCUAUCACUUGAAUCUGAGUCAAUACUUGCGAGACUUUUUAUUAAAUUUUUCGACUCAUCACUGCUUUCCAGCGUACAUUCAGCAUCUAAAUAUUCCGGAACGGAAGGUUUUAAGCAGCUUAAACAUCAACGCAUCGUUCAUGCAAUAGACAGAUGGAUAGAUAGAUGGUUAAAUAGACACAUGAGCAGAUACACAUGUCGAUGAUGAGGAUUUUCGAAUUUCGUAAUAAAAUAUGUGAUUCUUCGUA